CGGCGCCGCGGCGCGCCGCGGGGCCGCGCGGGACGGGCCGCCGCGGCGAAGGGCAGCGCGGAGGGCCGAGGGGGGGCCGGAGGAGAGCGGCCGCCGUGGGACGUGGGGCGGGCGCUGCGCACCGCGGCCUUCUACGGGGCCGUGCCGAACCCGUUUGACCUGCCCGGUGGGACGACGAGGAGCCCGUCGGGCUCUCCCCCGGCGACGUGCUCUGGCCCGCGGGCGACGCGGGGAGGCUGGUGUGGGGCGUGCAGGACGACGUCAUCAUGGGGGGGGCCUCGGAGUCCUUCUUGGAGGGGAACGUCUGGAGGGGCAACAUCAUCACGGCCGGAGGAGGCUUCGCCGGCAUUCGCACCCAGGCCUUCCGGCCAGCCUUCGACGCCAGCCGGUGCCAGGGGAUCCGCCUGCGGGUGAGGGGCGGGGGCGACCAGCGGUACAAGCUCAUCAUUCGCGAUUCUUACGAGUGGAACGGGAUUGCUUGGAGCUACGAGUUCGACACCAAGUCUUGGAACCCUUUGUCCGAUGUGACCGAAGUAAUGGCGCCGUUCUCCGAGUUUGUCCCAACGCUCUUCGCCCAGCGAGUGCCAGAUGUGAAGUACAACGCAGCCAAGCUGACGACGCUGCAACUCACGUUGAGCAAAUUCGGAUACGACGGGGACCUGAACCCAAACUUCAAGGCUGGGGAGUUCUCCAUCACGCUGGAGUCAGUGGGAGUCUUCUGAAGCACGUCUCGCUUCAGCAGAUCCUCCUUGCCUUGAACGCGCUGCCGCACCAAUUUUCGCUGGGCCGUCUGGGUGCGCUCGCCGUCGGCUGGCCGUCUAUGUCCGAGAAAACCGAGCCACGCGAAGGACGCAACCCUGCGCAGCUGCUUGUAGCAUAGGGGGGGCCCUGUCCUGCUGUGCCGUGUGCCAGAUAGGAUUUGGAAAUUGGGCGCGCGUUAAUGAUGUAAAGCUGAAUGAACCACUCGCAAAGAUUAUGAUCG
Messenger RNA from Prorocentrum cordatum, 982 nucleotides. The record is from the annotation of a GenBank genome assembly. Lineage: Eukaryota; Dinophyceae; Prorocentrales; Prorocentraceae.